This is a messenger RNA of Schistosoma mattheei, 309 nucleotides long. NCBI's taxonomy places the organism in Eukaryota, Metazoa, Platyhelminthes, Trematoda, Strigeidida, Schistosomatidae. The record is from the annotation of a GenBank genome assembly.
AUGUCUUCUUCACCAUCAUCAACCGCUUCAUUUAAAUCAAAUCAAAAUGAACCAUGUAAAAUGACAUAUCAAAAUCUUUUAGAAAUAAAUCGUAUUAAAAAUGCUAAAAAUAAUUAUGAACGAUUAGGGAUUAGUAUGACAGCUAGUAGCGAAGAAAUUCAAAAAGCAUUUCGUCGUUUAGCCUUUAUUGUACAUCCUGAUAAAAAUAAUACUCCAGGAAGUGAAGAAGCUUUCAAAAUAUUGGUAAAAGCAAAAGAUUCUUUACUUUCAUUAUCAAAUGGAUCCAGUUGGUUCAGUUCUAAAGUUUAA